CUCUUUCUCCUUCCGCACUGUCCGAGUUUCCGCUUCCCUCCCGGGCGCGGGGUGAGGGAGCGGGGCCGCGUCUCGGUCCCGGCCGCUGCCGCCAUGUGGCCCCCAGACCAGGAACCCGACCCGGACCCCGACCCGGCCCCGGCACGCGCCGGCCGCUCCCCGCCGGGCGCGGGGGUGUCCGGGCUCCGCGCCCUUUUACCGGCGCGCGCCUACCUCUGCUCGCUCAAAGGCCGCCUCCUACUGGCAGAGUCGGGUCUGUCGUUCAUCACCUUUGUCUGCUAUGUGGCAUCCUCAGCAUCUGCCUUCCUCGCGGCGCCCCUGCUGGAGUUCCUGCUGGCUCUCUACUUCCUCUUUGCUGAUGCCAUGCAGCUGAAUGACAAGUGGCAGGGCUUGUGCUGGCCCAUGAUGGACUUCCUGCGCUGCGUCACAGCAGCCCUCAUCUACUUCGCCAUCUCCAUCACCGCUGUCGCCAAGUACUCGGACGGGGCUUCCAAAGCAGCAGGGGUGUUUGGCUUCUUUGCCACCAUCGUGUUUGCAAUUGACUUCUAUCUGAUCUUUAAUGAUGUGGCCAAAUUUCUCAAACAAGGGGACUCCGCAGACGAGAACACAGCUGACAAGGCAGAAGAAGAGAAUUCCGACUCUGACUCUGACUGAAGGCCUGCCCUGCCCUGGCAACCUGAGCUUCACAGGCCUUGCUGCUGCCCCUGUGACCAGGACAGCCAGGACAUGGUCAGGGGGACCGUGCACACUGAGAAGGAGGUUGUGACUUUAGCAGCAGUGGGAGUUGCUGACGGAGCUGGCCUCCUCACAGCCCCAAGGUGACAUUCCCAAGCCCACCAUACAAAUCGCACCCCUUGGCUUAGCGCCGUCCAAAAUACACAGGGGCUUCAUGAA
This is a messenger RNA of Suricata suricatta (meerkat), 894 nucleotides long. It is a transcript of the gene CMTM3, whose product is annotated as CKLF like MARVEL transmembrane domain containing 3. Gene Ontology annotation, cellular component: membrane. The record is from RefSeq and is a predicted model, not a curated record. The transcript has 5 exons. The coding region runs from base 94 to 654 and encodes 186 amino acids. Lineage: Eukaryota; Metazoa; Chordata; Mammalia; Carnivora; Herpestidae.